Molecule: messenger RNA, 1366 nt
Organism: Scaptodrosophila lebanonensis
Lineage: Eukaryota; Metazoa; Arthropoda; Insecta; Diptera; Drosophilidae
Product: sepiapterin reductase
Exons: 1
Coding region: 292-1125 (277 amino acids)
Biological process (GO): tetrahydrobiopterin biosynthetic process
Molecular function (GO): sepiapterin reductase (NADP+) activity
Source: RefSeq, a predicted model, not a curated record
AUCGAUCCGUCAGCAACAAGCAAUAGGAAUAUCAGCACCUACAACAUUUUCUACAUCGAUGAGCCUCGCUUAUCAAUUUGGAAUACUAUAGACACUUGUAAGCAAAAGCAGCAAACUCAGCAGCUGGCAGACUGCGAAUCUACACGAGCCGCUUCCAUUUAUUCAGUACAUUUGUACAGUCCCAAGAGUUUGGAACGUCCACAGCGCAGCUACAGGAAAAGCAUCCUUUAUAAAAAUAGAAAACCAAAAAAAUCCUAGAAGGAAGAACAUAGACACAACAACCAAUUCAACAUGGCAGCAAAAAGAAUGGACUUAAAUAAACGUACGUUUUGUGUCCUGAGCGGCGCCACCAAUGCUUUGGGGCAGUCGCUCGCUCUGGAGCUGUGCCGUCGCUUCGCCCAGGGUUCCUUGGUGUUGUUGCUCGACGAGAAUAAGCAGCAGUUGCAGAGCCUGCAGAAGAAACUGGAAUCGGAGCUGGCCGACUCUGACAUCGAGUCCUCUUUAACAUCGUCUCCUGUGCGGUUUGUCACCGGCGUGCUGGUCAAGGAAAAUGCGGCCCAGUUGCUGGAAGAAGCGUUGAAACAGGAUGAAGCCAAUGCCAAUAGCUUCGAUUGCGCCAUCAUUGUGCAUAAUGAGGAUGAUGUGGCCACGCAAACGCUCCUCGAGCCGCAAUCCCCAUUGGAAUGGACCGCCUAUGUGCAUCGCCAACUCUACGCUCCGGUGGCGCUCAAUCAACGCUUUCUGCAGUGCCCAGCACUGGCUGGCAUCGAGAAGCUGGCCGUGAAUGUAACAUCAUCGCUUCAACUACGUCCACUGAUCCACAAUUCGUUGUUGUGCUCGUGCAAGAAGGCGCGCGACAUGUACUUCCGUGCCAUGGCCUCCGAGGAGCAGCGUGCUGGCGUAAAUGUCCUCAAUUAUGCGCCCGGACUCUUUGCCACCCACGUCGAACAAUACGACCUCAACGGAAAUUUGGUAACACUGGCCGGUUUGAAUGUGAAUGCGAAAUUGUUGGCGUUGCCACGCGUUCAGCCCCAGCAGGCGGCACUCAAGCUGAUUAACAUACUCGAGGAAAUAUCCUUCGUUUCCGGACACGAUGUCGACUACUACGACACCUUUGUUUUAUGAGUAGCAAUGAUCCAGUGCCCAAUUUCAUGGUCAUGCUGCAAGUUGACGUUGGCGCACUCAAGCUCUAGAAUUGUAAAUGUGGUUGUGGAUCUGGCUGCGAAAAUGGUUUAUGUCUUGGCUAAAAUAAUGUGGUUCUUGUAUGGGGACAGUAUCGAUAUUAUGGAGGAUUUGAAUAAAAUUUUGUUGCUAACACUGGCGCUCCUUCUGGGCAAUGCGGAAACGGAAACCGAAAAAAAAACAA